AUGCAGAUCACAAGUUACGAAGAUUUAACCCCACACAACAUUAUCUUUAAUGGAGCCAAAGAGUACAAAGUAAAGGAUAGCAAAAUUAAAUACAAACGUAUACCAAUUGAAGUUAAAUACCCAAAUGGAAAGAAAGGACCACUUGUUAUUGAGUCACCAUUUCUUUUUUCUUUUGGAGUAAAUGAAAAGAAAUCUCAAGAAACAAAAAGGUUAGUUGGUUAUAGUCUUCCAGUUUGUCGAAGGAGUAAAGAUAGCGAACCAAAUGCAGAAGAGCAAUUAUUUUUUGAAGCCUUAAACAAUAUUAUGGGAAUGUGUACACUUCAUCUAGAAAGUGAAUAUGGAGCAGAUUUAGCAUCAUCUUUGUCUUCACUAUUUUAUUUCAAACAAGAAGAGUAUGUAGAUAAGAAAGGAAAAAAGAAAAUAAGGAAAGAUCUCUUAGCUGCUCCAGUGCUUUAUGCAAAACUUAUUUACUCAGAAAAAUCAAAUAAGAUUCUUUCUCUGUUUAAGACAAAGGGAAAGAAGGAUUUAAAUCCUUUUAAAUAUCUUGAUCAGUACUGCAAUGUUAAAAUGGCAUUGAUAAUUGAAGGAAUCUUUAUAAGUAAAACUGUUACAUCUUUACAAAUAAAAGUUCACGAGUGUUUUAUUAAACCAUUAAAACCUAGAGAGUCUUUACUAACAAUUGAAGAGGAAAAUGAAGAGAGUGAGAGUGAGAGUGAGGGUGAU
This is a messenger RNA of Porites lobata, 723 nucleotides long. The record is from the annotation of a GenBank genome assembly. NCBI's taxonomy places the organism in Eukaryota, Metazoa, Cnidaria, Anthozoa, Scleractinia, Poritidae.